Molecule: messenger RNA, 803 nt
Organism: Aspergillus japonicus CBS 114.51
Lineage: Eukaryota; Fungi; Ascomycota; Eurotiomycetes; Eurotiales; Aspergillaceae
Product: acireductone dioxygenase (Ni2+-requiring)
Exons: 3
Coding region: 148-684 (178 amino acids)
Molecular function (GO): acireductone dioxygenase [iron(II)-requiring] activity
Source: RefSeq, a predicted model, not a curated record
UGGAACUUCGUCGUAGACUUCCCCGCCGGCAACUUACGUCUACCUACUCGAUCAACUAACUCAACCUCCAAACCUCCUCAUCUUCCGCUUCAGCUUCAGCUUCACCCUCAUCUGCAGACCCCCUCCUUAUAUUCCCCAAACACCAAAAUGAAGGCCUACUGGUACGACAACAAGCCGGGCGACCAACGCCUCCCGCACGACAGCAACCGCCCGGUCACCGAAUCCUACCUGGCCACCCUGGGGGUCAUCUACCAGCACCUCCCCUCGCUCGCCGCCGUCGAUGCCCUGGCCGCGGCCCGGGGCUACAAGAACCGGGACGAGAUCACGGUGUCGCCGGCGACGAUGGGCGACGCCUACGAGACCAAGGUCAAGAGUUUCUUUCAUGAGCACCUGCACGAGGACGAGGAGAUCCGGUACAUCCGCGACGGCCGCGGGUACUUCGAUGUGCGCGGGCAGGAGGACGAGUGGGUGCGCAUCCAGCUCGAGAAGGAUGAUUUGAUUAUCUUGCCGGCCGGCAUUUAUCAUCGGUUUACGACGGAUGAGGGCGAUUAUAUCAAGGCGAUGCGGUUGUUUCAGGAGGAACCGAAGUGGACGCCGUUGAAUCGCAGUGAGGAGUUGGAUGAGAAUCCGCAUCGGGUUGGGUAUUUGGGUUCCUUGGGGAAGGCUGCUGUUGCUGCUGUUUGAAGUUCUUUGAUUCCGGGUAAGAUGGAUGGGCUGGGAUCGGGUAAUGGGUGGAGACUAGGAGGAGGAGGAGGAGGAGGUGUGGGAAGGGAUGUAUAUAACUAGGCACAUGAAAUUAUGAC